Messenger RNA from Vigna angularis (adzuki bean), 1260 nucleotides. Its product is annotated as ethylene-responsive transcription factor ABR1. Gene Ontology annotation, molecular function: DNA binding; DNA-binding transcription factor activity. Bases 1 to 1050 code for a protein of 349 amino acids. The transcript is spliced from 2 exons. NCBI's taxonomy places the organism in Eukaryota, Viridiplantae, Streptophyta, Magnoliopsida, Fabales, Fabaceae. Gene Ontology annotation, biological process: ethylene-activated signaling pathway; regulation of DNA-templated transcription. The record is from RefSeq and is a predicted model, not a curated record.
AUGGCGAAUAAUAGAGAACAGGGUAACGAGGGUGACCGGAGUUACCUGGGCAAAGCGAGAAACUAUCAUUCGUUGUCAAUGCCGAUGAUGUUUUCGGGAUUGGAUAGGGAGAGGGAGAUGUCAGCCAUGAUCUAUGCUUUGACUCAAGUUGUCACCGGAGAGGAACAUGAUCAUGAUCAUGAUCACGAUCACUCGCUUCUUCAUCAAAACAUUGAUAAAAGUGCAAUUGGAGGUGGUGGUGGCGAUGGUUUUACCAUAACAUCAAACGUGGAUUCUGGUCCCAUCGCACCAUCUUCUGCAUGUUCAUCUUAUUGUGGAAACUCUGUUCCAAAGAGAAGGAGGGAAGGUGACGAUACAAGUGAUCUCCCACGUGGAACUUCUUUCCCUGCUAUUUCAACAUAUGGAGUUGGCGAAAGUUCAAGCAGGAUGAGGAAGGAAAGGAGAGAAAUGGAGAAUAAGGUAUACGAUUACGAGUACAGGGCAGAGAAGGUGGGAAUGGAAGAGGAACCAAAAAGGAAAUACAGAGGAGUGAGGCAGAGGCCAUGGGGGAAAUGGGCUGCGGAAAUAAGGGACCCAUUCAAGGCUACCAGAGUGUGGUUAGGAACAUUCGAGACCGCUGAAGAUGCAGCCAGAGCCUACGAUGAAGCUUCCUUACGUUUCAGAGGCAACAAAGCCAAACUCAACUUCCCCGAAAAUGUCAGGCUCAGACACCAAUCACCGGAACCACCACCAGCCGCACCCCUUUUCUCCAUUCCGUCUACAACUGAACCCAUUGUUCACACUCAACCUCAGGGUUCACAUGAUUCCGGCAACUUUUAUGAAUAUUGUUAUUCGCAUGUACAUGAGUUUCCCGUGAGCCUCUAUGACCAGGUUGCCGUCUCAUCAUCAUUCUCUGUGGCGGCUUCUCAUCUUCAAUCUUCACCUUCAUAUUCUUCUUCCUCAACUAUCUCUUCUUCCCAACCAUCUCUACUUUCCCCUCAUGCUACGCAUCUAUCCCCAUGGUCUUCUGCGCCUGAUUACACUAAGACCUCCCAUCCUUCCUCCUCCUAGCUAUAUACUCUUUAUUCAUUUGUUCAGGACGUUAAUUACGAACAAAUUCACUUGUCACUAUUUUUGUGGGAUAUCCCUUUCCAACAAAAUUUUAUUUAACACGAGUAUUAAAUUUUAGAACUUAUUUUAAAUAAAUUUGAAGUGAGUUGUUUGAAAUUGUCCAUGUAAAAAGUCCACGGCAUAAUAAACGUCUUUUGCAUGCGUUCUAAA